This is a messenger RNA of Leucoraja erinaceus (little skate), 2606 nucleotides long. RefSeq names its product rabphilin-3A-like. The transcript is spliced from 8 exons. The record is from RefSeq and is a predicted model, not a curated record. NCBI's taxonomy places the organism in Eukaryota, Metazoa, Chordata, Chondrichthyes, Rajiformes, Rajidae. Gene Ontology annotation, cellular component: membrane. Bases 320 to 1369 code for a protein of 349 amino acids.
AUCAGUCUGAAGAAGGGUUUCGGCCCGAAACGUUGCCUAUUUCCUUCGCUCCAUAGAUGCUGCUGCACCCGCUGAGUUUCUCCAGCUUUUUUGUGUAACCGUGUUGAAACCAGUAGAUGUGGAUACUCCUGUUAACGUUAAAGUUCGGAUCUUCAAUGAGAUCGCUUUGGCUAGUGAUUGUCGGCAAGAACACUUCUAAACCAUCGCGCACGGUGGCAUUGGAGGCACCGUUCAGAAGCAGCAGGAGGAAUUAGGCAUUAGUGAUCGCCAGUCACCGAUAGAGUUCUUAAAGCAUUUUCACAAAGGCUUCUGUAAUGGAAUGGAGAUACGGAUGAGAAGGGAGGAAUCCGCGGAAAGUCAGGCAUGGAAGUCGAGCCUGGGCCUGCAGGCCGCGGUGCUCCCAGCUACACUUCUUCAGGAGCCUGGCCGGCAGAGCCACGCAUGGUGGCAGGCAGUGAAUGCGGAGGAGGUGAGGGUCAGGACGGGUACAGCGGUGACAUGGAGGGAAGCAGCAACAGGAGCCCAGCAGCCGGACGGCGCCACUCUCCAGCUCCAAGCUCCCGAGCUCCUGCUACCCAACACCAGGCUGCUGCUACACAGCCUCCCCAAGCAACCGGACGGCGCCACUCUCCAGCUCCAAGCUCCCGAGCUCCUGCUACCCAACACCAGGCUGCUGCUACACAGCCUCCCCAAGCAAGUGGCCCUGCAACCUAUAGACCAAGUCAGGGAUCAACUCCCAGAUACCCCGAGCAGCAGCCAAGUAAGAGCGACCCCCCCCCCGUCCCUUCCCUCCCCCGCCCAUCCUUCCGCAUUCUCCCUAGUCUUCAUCUCGGUCCAUCGAUGGGCAGGGAAAAAAGAAAGACUUCCCUCUUGGGUGUUUUUUCUGUCUUUGACAGCGGUGGGCUCCCCGGCCCUGUCACAUUCCGUGCCCAGUCAGCCCCCCCCAACAGUCGACUUGGGAUACGUGGCAGCGAAGGAAGAGAGAGGCGUCAGGCAAUCCAGCCAGUUUGCUGCACCCAGCGGCAGCCCCCCACUGCCUCCCUCCCACCAACAGCAACAGCAGGAUGAAGAGGAUGAGGAGGCUUAUGAUUCGGAUGAACCCACGACACUGGGAACACUGGAGUUCAGUCUGACAUAUGACCAGGUCAACAACGCUCUGCACUGCACCAUCGUAAGAGCAAAGGUUGAGUAUGGUGCUGAAACGGAAGAGCGGGGCCGAAUCCUCAUCUCGCUCCUGUACAGCAGUCAGCAGGGCGGACUGAUCGUGGAAAUUAUACGCUGCGUUCAUUUGGCUGCCAUGGAUGCCAAUGGAUACUCUGACCCCUUUGUCAAAAUGUAUGCAAACCUCUCGCUGUUUGCUACUUGCUGACCCUUUAUCGUGUGGCAAAGAACCGUCUCUUUCAAAACAGGGUGGCUGGUUUCUUGUGUAGAAAGGAACUGCAGAUGCUGGUUUAUACUGAAGAUAAACACAAAGUGCAACACAGUAACUCAGCGGGUCAGGUAGCAUCUCUGGAGAUAAAGGAUGGGUGAUAUUUCAAGGGACCCGACCAGAAAUGUCACCCAUCCUUUUUCUCCAGAUAUGGUGCUGGACACACAGAUUUAUUGCAACAAUUUGUGUGUGGUUUCUUCCCUGUUCUGCUGACAAACAUCAAUUUAGUUUAGUUUACUAAACCGAGGCCUCAGCUCCCAAAGUGUCUUGUUUUGCUCCCUUAGACUGCUGAAUUUUCUCCCAGGAAUGCUGGUUCUGCUUCCUCAAAGCGCCAGAUUUGCUCUCUCAAAGCAUUGAUAUUGCUUUCAUGGAGAGUUGUUCUAUGCAACGAUAUGAGAAAAAUAUUUGAUAUAUGCAGCAAACAGGCACAGUGGUAGAGUCGCUCCCUUACUGCGCCAGUGACCCAGGUUCGAUCUUGACAAUGCGUAGUGUCUGUACGGAGUUUGUACGCUCCCUCUGUGACCGCGCAGCGACCACGUGCUCCGCUUUCCUACCACAUCCCAAAAACACGCAGGUUUGUAGGUUAAUUAGCUUCUGAAAAUUGCACCUGGUGUAUAAGACAAAGUUCGUCUACUAGUAAUCAGUGGUCGGCACGGAAUCUGUGGGUCAAAGGGCCUGUUUCCACCCUGUAUGGCAUAAGCUAAAACUAAACACGUUCCAAAAACGCGCUUAUUUGUAGAUUAAUUGGCUUCUGUAAAUUGCCCCUAGUGUAUAGGAUAUGAAAGUGGAAUAACAUAGAACAAGUGUAUGGGUGAUCAAUGGUCGGUUUCACCUCGAUGGGCGAAGAGCCUGUUUCCACACUGUAUCUCUAACCUAAACUAAUAUGAAAAACAAUUAUAUAUUAACCUCUAUCUUUUACCUGGGAAUCUCUUCCAUUGACAGGAUUUAUUUCAUGACAAGUGGUAUUCAUUUGGUGUUCAUUUACCAUCAUGUUCCAUUUCUCUAUUGCUAUCGGACUGUUGGGUAAAUAGUGAUGACUGUCUGCAGUGAACAAGGCAGCUGAGCAGAAAAUGUUUACAUCACGGUUACUUGCAAGGUUUAUCCUCAGUCUCUCAUUUUAGUUGAAUUGUUCACGCCGUUCAGCUUUCCUUUUUUUUCCUUAACCAGGAACUUUUAU